AUGAAUCUUCUUUUGCUGUCUUUGCUUAUUAUACAAAACGUCACGAGCUAUUUUGAGAAUUUUAAAAAUGGAGUCAACACACAGUUCGUUAAAGAGAAAGUGAAGUAUGGCCCUGGAAACGAAGUGCACAAUUUGAAUACUCUAUGCGGGGGAGACACCCAAGGGAACAGCGCAGCGGCUGGCUCAUAUUUCAAGUUACACAAUUCAAAAAUUGACGUGAAAAAGUUGGACUCCCUUUUAAACGGAUCUAAUUAUCUGAACCCCCUUCAUUAUCUACUAAAAAGUAGUGAAUCCAUGAAAAUACUCGCCAACUCAGCUAGCCAGUUGUCAUCAUAUAGGUUAUCUCGAAAACUGAAUGAUGAUUCUUCAGACUACGAUGAUUCCUCAAACUACGACGAUGGGGAAGACGAAGACAGUUUUAUAGAAACGGAUGAAAAUGACGAGACAAUCGAUAAAGACCAAGAUAAUGAAGAGAAGGAUCAGUUCGAUGACCAAAACGCAGAAAGCUUUCUCGAAAAAGAUGAGUACGACGAUAUGAAUGAUAGCGAUAACGAUCACGACGCUGAGAGUGAUGAUUUUUCCGAAGACCAUGAAGAUAGUUUCCUUGAAAAGGAUGAAUACGAUGACGCCAGUGACAGUGACAACGACAACGACGAAUUCUAUGAUGAGGAUGCUGACAGCUUUCUAGAACAGGAGGAGUACGAAGAUGUAAGUGAUAAUGAAAAUGACGAAUUCGAUGAGGAACAUGGGGGCAGCUUCCUAGAGAAGGAGGAUGGCGAUGAGGAUACCAAUGACUACAAUGGAAAGGAUUACCAAGAGGAAUACCAGGGUAAAAUGACUGACGAUGAUUACCCGGAUGAGUACGUUGGACUGGACGACCUGAAGAAAGGAAAUGAAAGUAAUUUAAAAGAAAAGAAAAACAAAGAUAAGGAAAGCUUUUUAGAAAAGAACGUGAAUGGACACACAGAGGAAGAAGAUGAAAAGCACAGUACCUUUGUGUCCAGCUACUUAGAUAAGGACAACACAGAUGAUAAAUACAACGACGAAUUUGAUGAUGAGGAAAGCUUUCUAGAAGAGGAUUCGUAUAGCAAUAAUAACGAUGAGGAGACCGAUGACACCUUCGAUAAUUACUACGAGGAUAGCUUCUUGGAGCGCGGAAAACUCGGAAUGUCAUACAGUGAUUACUACGAGGAGGAUGCCGACGAGGAAGACGCCAAGGGGGCCAGCGAAGACGCCUUCGACAACCACCACUUGAACCAGAUAACCACCACAAACGAUGUGCACUCAUUUAUCCAGAAGGACAUGGGAUACCUUGACGAAAUAAUCAAUGAAAACGAAACUAUAAAGGAGGCUGUCAAGAAAGGAUCCAAGAAAGGAGUGAAGCAAUCCAUGAAUAAACUUAACCUUCUUGACGAAGAAGACUUUGACGAAAAAGAAUCAUUUACAGAUGAAGAACUAAAUGGGCUCAUGGAAGAAAAUAUGGAUGCAUCUAAGUUAGAUGCGAAGAAAGCUAAACCGAGCUUGAGUAACUCGGAAAAUAAGAAAAAUACAACCAACGUUGAGGGUAAGAGUAGCGCCCCCAACGUCAACGCGGGAAGCUCGACCACCGCAUCGAACGCCACUAUGAAGACCAAGAGCGAGACGAGCAAAAAUCAAACCGAUUUGUCGAAUGAAGAUCUGUUCAAUGACGAACUCACAGAAGAGAUCAUUGCAGAUUCGUACGAAGAGGGAGGAAACCUAGGAACCGAGGAAGGUGAAAGUCUCACAAAUUCACUUAACGACAAACUCCUAGACCAAGGAGUGAAUGAAAACACCCUGCUGAACGAUAACAAUAUGAUUUACAACGAACAUAUGGUUCCACAUAAGAAGCGAGAAUUGUACAUCUCUCCGCACAAUCAUGCCUCUGAGACAAACAAUAAAAAUGACAAACAGCACGCGGUAGAUGCGGACGCCUUGGACAAAAAACUGAUGGCUCAUGAACUGCUGGAGCUAGAAAAAGGAGAAGGCAACAACUCAGUCAUUGUAGAAACGGAAGAAGUGGAUGUUGACUUAAACGGAGGAAAAUCAAGCGGCUCCUUUUCCUUCCUCAGCUCCGUUGUUUUCUUGCUGAUCGGAUUACUAUGUCUCACUAGUUAA
Molecule: messenger RNA, 2136 nt
Organism: Plasmodium knowlesi strain H
Lineage: Eukaryota; Apicomplexa; Aconoidasida; Haemosporida; Plasmodiidae
Product: rhoptry-associated membrane antigen, putative
Exons: 6
Coding region: 1-2136 (711 amino acids)
Source: RefSeq, a predicted model, not a curated record